UACCCUCCCCGUUUCGAAAGUGGUAGCUUCUGGUGUCAAAGUGGACUGAACAUUCAUUGUGUGAUUUUUGUGUUUAUGGAAUCAACUGCUUUUUCGCUUUUUCGGGUUUUUAAGAAGCUACUUAGUCCUCUUCAUGAAAAACUGCAACUUUCAUAUUUUUACAGGGCAGUGAAUCCAGCAUUAAGAUGGAAGAGAGGCAGUACGCAUCUUUAACGGUCCCUACGGAUUAUCUUCAGCACUGGUUUCCAUCCACCCAGCAUGUCCAGGCUCUCCAGGUCACGCAGUACCACCAAAUGGCCGAAGACGCCCUCUUCAUGGAGGCACCGGGCGAGCACAGGGUGAUGACCGAAAUGAUGGUCCACCAAGAGCCCUCGUACACCCCCUUAGAGCCUCCCUACACCCCCCAAGAGCCUCCCUACGCCCCCCAUGAGCACCCUGCCCCUAUGCAGGGGUACCCGCUCCCUCCCUAUGGAGCAGCCCCAGGUUACUACGCAGACCGUAACGAGCGCCAGGUCCAGCCCCUGGUCUACCCCGCGGCGCCCGUGAAGGGGAAGAGGGGGCGGCCCCCCAGCGACGAACUGAAGGCCAAGCAGGAGAGGGCGGAGGACGGCUGCGGGAAGGUCAAGCGGAAGGUCGACCGCUUCAAUGGCAUGUCCCCUGAGGAGGUCAUGACCAAAACGCUGCCGGACAUCCUGGCCUACAACCUGGACAUGCUGAUCAUUGGAAUCAACCCGGGCCUGCUGUCUGCAUACAAGGGCCGCCAUUACCCGAACCCCGGGAACCAUUUUUGGAAGUGCCUGUUUUUAUCGGGGAUCACUGAAGUCCAGCUCAACCACAUGCACGACCAGACGCUGCCUGAGAAGUAUGGGAUAGGCUUCACCAACAUGGUGGAGAGGACCACCCCAGGAAGCAAAGAUCUCACAAGUCAGGAGUUCCGCGACGGGGGCAGAAUUCUGGUGGAGAAGGUGCAGAAGUACAGGCCUCUCAUUGCCGUCUUCAACGGAAAGUGUAUUUAUGAGAUUUUCAGUAAAGAGAUCUUUGGUGUCAAGUCCAAGAAGCUGGAUUUUGGCUUACAGCCUCACAAGAUUCCAGAAACGGACACGGUGUGUUACCUGAUGCCGUCGUCGAGCCCGCGCUGUUCCCAGUUCCCCCGCGCCCAGGACAAGGUGCAGUUCUUCCUCAAGCUGAAGGACCUGAGGGACCAGCUCAAGGGUGUGGCCAAGAACGAGGAAGUGGAGGAGAUAAAGUACUCCUUUGACCUCAGCCUGGCCAAAGAGGAUGCCAAGCGGCUGGCCAUCAAGGAGGAGAAGCAGGACCCCGGGUACGAGCCGCCAUUCAGUGGGUCCUGUGGGAAGAGCGAGCAGCAGAGCAACGGGCACUGCAGCUUCUCCUACCCAGAGACGCGCCCGGGAGAGACGGCAGUACCCAGUACGGAAGCCACACCCCUAACAUCAAUGGGGCGGGUCCUGGAUGGCCAAUGGAUGAUGCAGUCAUUUGCUGAUCAGAUCCCGGACAUUGCUGGCAGCAGCACACAGUCCCAUUAGGGGACGGAGACUGCAUGAAGGGGGUGGAGCCUCACUGAACUCCUCCCCAGGGAUUUCCUUUCCUGCUUGAGGAUUGGCUCCUGGUGGCUGAGUAUGCCACGCCCAGUUUCUCCAGCACCAGUGAGUCCUCCUCUCUCUCAGUGUACACUACAGAGGAGGAGGAGCAGAACUGCUGAAGGUCACAAGGAAUUUGAAGUGGACUGAUUUACCUUUUUUGACACUUAUUUUUUUAACAACAGUAGAUUUUAAAAAAAUAAUUAUUUGUUUUGUGUUUGUUCUUAUAACUGUUUAACGUAACGCGAGACGUGUGUCUGUUUUUUAAUGCGAUUUUUAAGAGGAUAGUGGACUUUUCCCAGAAAUUGUCUUUUAUUGGUCAUCAUGUGUGCUGAUGAAUUUUGGAAUUGCGCGUGCGAGUAAAUUUGCUGUCCUGACUAUUCGCGCCUCGUGGGCAGCCUGAGCAGCUGAUAUAUCGCCCCUUUGCAGCGGUACGAUAUCACUCCUUGGGGAAGUCCAGUUUAAACCUCAGUGUGCUGACACAGACGCCUGUGGCAGACUGAGGCUCCUCCAGCGAGCCAGUCCAGGCGUGCCACGGUCUUAUCCGGUCUUUCUUCCUGGUCUCCUUUCUUCCUCGCGGUACUAGUGCCAGCAGUGCACUCUGGGAGGAAGGUUUCUGGUCCUGAAUAAUGCUGUAGGAAUGGAACAGUUUGAACACUAUGGGGUUUCUGAUGAGAUUGUGCUACUCUUGGUAAACUUGACAGUGUUCUACAUUUUUGUCAUGUUCUGUGGGAAAAAGAAAGUGUGUUCCGAAAAAUAAAUGUUAGGUUAUUUUUCUAAAAUGGAAAAGCUUUGAACCUGUUCCAUGUCCUACCAGAAUCAGAAAAGGGGAUGAAAUAACUUUCAGUCUACCUCAUUCUUUUGCUGCCCAACAGAAUUGGCUCUCAGUUGGGGAGAAAAAUCAUGUUUGUUGAACACUUGUUCAAUGUUUCUUGCAUUAAAAAGCGCCAAAUAUGUA
Anguilla rostrata (American eel) is the source of this 2556-nucleotide messenger RNA. Its product is annotated as G/T mismatch-specific thymine DNA glycosylase-like. Gene Ontology annotation, molecular function: uracil DNA N-glycosylase activity; pyrimidine-specific mismatch base pair DNA N-glycosylase activity. Lineage: Eukaryota; Metazoa; Chordata; Actinopteri; Anguilliformes; Anguillidae. The record is from RefSeq and is a predicted model, not a curated record. The transcript is spliced from 11 exons. Gene Ontology annotation, cellular component: nucleus. The coding region runs from base 186 to 1544 and encodes 452 amino acids. Gene Ontology annotation, biological process: base-excision repair, AP site formation.